UACGUACCCGGGGGAUUGCGACAAUUUGUACUUUAGCAUUUGAACGCAGGGUUACAAAAGAAAUAAGGGUCGUAGUGUGGAGUGGGGCUGGCGGAGAGUGAGGUGAAUGUGCCGUUUUGAAACCAAAGAACGGUAAACGCUCUCUCUCUCCCGAAACGAGACUCUCCCGCGGGCCCGGCGGCCGCCGCUGGACGGUCCGGAGAGAACAUGGCGGCGCCCGGAAUCCGGGGCUGCAGCCUCUCGGGCCUGCUCCCGGCUCAGACCCCGCUGGAGUACGCUCUACUCGACGCCGUCACCCAGGAGGAGAAGGACAGCCUGGUCUACCAGUAUCUGCAGAAGGUGGACGGCUGGGAGCAGGACUUGUUAGUGCCCGAGUUUCCGGAAGGAUUAGAAUGGUUGAACACAGAAGAACCUAUUUCUGUCUACAAGGAUCUGUCUGGAAAAGUGGUCGUCCUUGAUUUCUUCACCUACUGCUGCAUAAACUGUAUUCACCUGUUGCCUGAUCUUCAUGCAUUAGAGCACACAUACUCGGAUAAAGAUGGCCUUCUGGUUGUUGGUGUUCACUCGGCUAAGUUUCCAAAUGAAAAAGUCCUGGAUAGCAUUAAGAGUGCUGUUCUUCGAUACAACAUCACCCACCCUGUGGUUAAUGAUGCAGAUGCCAGCCUCUGGCAAGAACUGGAAGUUUCCUGCUGGCCGACUCUCGUCAUACUUGGACCCCGUGGAAACAUGUUGUUUUCUUUGAUUGGAGAGGGACACAAGGAUAAAUUAUUUUUGUAUACUUCAAUAGCUUUAAAGUAUUAUAAAGACAGGGGACAGAUCAGAGAUAAUAAAAUUGGAAUAAAACUCUAUAAAGAUUCUUUGCCACCUUCACCAUUGUUAUUUCCUGGCAAAGUAACAGUAGACCAUGUUACUAAUAGAUUGGUGAUAGCAGACACUGGACAUCAUAGAAUUUUGGUUGUCUGGAAGAAUGGAAAAAUUCAGUACAGCAUUGGAGGACCCAACCCUGGAAGAAAAGAUGGAAUAUUUUCAGAGUCGACUUUUAAUUCACCGCAGGGUGUAGCCAUAAUGAAUAAUAUCAUAUAUGUGGCAGAUACAGAAAACCACCUUAUAAGAAAGAUUGACCUAGAAGCUGAGAUGGUGAGCACCGUAGCUGGCAUUGGAAUUCAAGGUACAGAUAAAGAAGGUGGAGCUGAAGGAGAACGACAGCCCAUUAGUUCCCCUUGGGAUGUGGUUUUUGGAACAUCAGGUUCAGAGGUCCAACGAGAUGACGUUCUGUGGAUAGCCAUGGCAGGGACUCAUCAGAUAUGGGCACUCCUGUUGGACUCUGGCAGACUACCAAAGAAAAAUGAGUUAAAAAAAGGAACCUGCCUUCGGUUUGCUGGAAGUGGAAAUGAAGAGAAUCGAAAUAAUGCAUAUCCUCACAAGGCAGGUUUUGCCCAACCUUCAGGUCUUUCUCUGGCCUCGGAAGAUCCCUGGAGCUGCCUGUUUGUAGCAGACAGUGAGAGCAGUACGGUGAGAACCGUAUCCCUGAAGGAUGGCGCCGUGAAGCACCUCGUAGGAGGAGAGAGAGAUCCCAUGAACUUAUUUGCUUUUGGUGACGUUGAUGGAGUAGGAAUCAAUGCAAAGCUUCAGCACCCACUUGGAGUAACUUGGGACAAGAAAAGGAAUUUACUGUACGUGGCAGACUCUUAUAAUCACAAGAUUAAAGUUGUGGAUCCAAAAACAAAAAACUGUACAACAUUAGCUGGAACUGGAGAUGCAAGUAAUGUUAUCAGUUCCAGUUUUACUGAGUCAGCUUUUAAUGAACCAGGAGGCCUGUGUGUUGGAGAGAAUGGUCAGUUAUUAUACGUAGCAGACACCAAUAAUCAUCAAAUUAAAGUGAUGGAUUUAGAAACAAAAAUUAUUUCUGUGCUCCCAGUCUUCAGAUCUGAAAAUGCUGUGGUAGAUGGUCCAUUCCUAGAAGAUAAACAGAAGACAUUACCCAGACUACCUAAAUCUGCUCCACACGUUCAACUCUCCCCAGUGGCUGCAUCUCCAGGACAGACUCUUCAGUUCAAGCUAAGAUUAGACCUCCCAUCAGGAGCAAAACUAACUGAAGGAGUACCCAGUUGCUGGUUUCUCACAGCUGAAGGCAAUGAAUGGCUUCUUCAAGGACAGAUACCAUUUGGAGAAAUAGAGAACAUUUCCAAUCAACCAACAAUCUCACUACAGAUUCCUGGAGAUUGUGUAUCUCUUGAAGCCGUUAUAUCUAUCACCGUGAUUCUUUAUUACUGUAGCGCAGACAGCAGUGCCUGUAUGAUGAAGGGAAUUUUGUUCAGUCAGCCUUUACAAGUAACCGAUACACAACAAGGUUGCAUAGCUCCCGUAGAGCUCAAAUAUGUAUUUUAGCAAGCAGUCUAGCAACUCAGUCGCCACAGCCACCUGUUCUCCAUCCUUACCAUCGCUGUAACUUAUGAAAAGAAACUUCAUUUCUGCCUCUGGAUUCUAAGAAAACCAUUGCUGAGUUCUAGUGACUGAUAUUAAAGUAAAACUAUGCUCCUUAUUUAUUUAUUAUAGACAAAUUCCUUCAUUCUGGCUGUGUACCAGCUAAGUCAUUGACCAUUAUUUGAACCAUGAUUUUGUAAUCUAUGCUGCUAUUUGGCACAAGACGUUAAGUCCACACUAUAGUAUAGAAUAUUAUCAUGAAAUAAUUUGCAGUGAAUACUGAUAACAAUAAUGAUACCAAAUAUUUUAACUAACUUUUUCUACCUUUAUUAAUUGUGAGCAGCACAUUGGAAUGUGUAAAUUUCACAAUAACCUUAAACAAAACCUAAGAUCCAGUCCACAUGUUGGUAUAAGGACACCUGCCGUUCAAGGCAUAAGGUCUGUUUUAAGCCAAGAAAAAGAAGUCUUCAUCACAGUAUAAGUUUAAAAGAGUACCUAGGUGGUAAAUAUGUUCGUUGUUCUCUUCUGCAAUUUUCUCAGUUGAGAUAUAUUUAAAAGAGAAUUUCAGUCUAUUUUUAUUACAAAUUAUUUACUAUUUUAACAUACUAUUAUUAAUGCCUUAUAACUCUGUAUAGAAAAAGUUAGAGUCUCUCAGGACAUACAUACUCACUUCUUUGACUUUUUUCUGAAUGAACACAGUCUUACCAGAUGAUGAAUGAGUCCCCAGAAAUAUUAUGACUUUCAAGGAGAAAGGGACUGAGGGAAACAUUACUGUCUGUGAUACUAUUUAACAAUAAAGAAUUAAUUGUGACAGCUGAAUCUGAUGUAAAUGGAUAUGUAUGUUUUAGAAAUUUACAUUUCACCUGUAAGAAUUAAAUGCAGAUUUGUUGGGUUUUGGUUUUUUUUUGGUUCCCAUAUUCAGAAUUUAAAUCAUGAUCAUUUAUUGUGAUGUUUUUGAAAGUCAUUUUUAAGCCUUCAAAGUGAAAAUUUCAAUGUGAAGCACUUUCAUGGCAUUAAUAUGUAUAGUAUAUCCUAAUAUAUUGCUCUUUAAAUAUUAAGGCUGAAAUAUACAGUGACUUGAUGACACUGUUUCGGGGGGUUUCUUAAAACUCCAAAAGAAAUAGCUACUAGAAGAUAUUGAAAGUUUUUUUAUCAUAAGUUUUCUUUAUAACUAUUUAAAAGCCUAUUCUUGAUUUUACUAAAACUGAUUCAACGUUUGUGAUUUAAUCAGCUUACAAGGUUUUAAAAACAUCAAGUGAACCAUAUUUAUUCAAUAAAUAUUUAUAGACGAUACACCAUAAGAUGCCUUCCCCUCCUUCAAAAACAAUGCUAAAUUUGAAGUGUAAUCUUUUAAGCAUCAUCAUCUGCCCAUUUCUUGAUAUUUUUUUGAAAUAUAGUUUUGAACAUACUAUUUGCUUCUUUUAUUCAGGUUCCCUAAGUCUCUGAAGUAGGGAAAUGCAUUGAUCAUGACUUUCAUUUAAUUUGUAACCUGCUAAAGCUAUUUUUAGAGAGAAGUAUAAAUGUCACGUUAAAAGGAAUCCUGUUUAAAAUUAUAUAUAAUUACCUCAUAAACCUUUUCUCCCCACAAAAAAAAAUGUGUUGUUCUGUAAUAAAAGGAUGUAUGACAUUAAUAUUCUCUUUUAUGGAGAAUAGGCUGUAGUCAGUUUUUAAUCUCAUUUGAUUAUUAUACUUCUCAUUUCCGGUUGGACAGGAUGAGAAUAUUUUGGCUUAAUCUUCUCCUAUUUAAGGACAUAAACAGUUUCACUCUCUAAAGGAAGUGUGCAUAAAGGAAGUGUAUAUAUGUUGCUAAUUCAGAAAUACUUGAUAAUUAAUUUUUCAAUAUUAUACACAAACACAGUAUGUAUUUUCAUGUACAUUAAAAAUCCAAAGUUAUUUCUUAUAAUCUAUUAAUAGUCCCUUUGUCUGGACAGUUUUUGGUUAGUAUUAAGCUUAUACUUUUCUUGACUUUCAAAGUACAGUUUUAUUGAACAUUCUUAUUCUUACCUAGCCACCAGAUUGCAUUGUUUACAUUCAAAAUAUUAUUUACAUGGAUUAGUAGGAUUUUUUGUAAAUCGUACUAAAGCAAUAUAAAUAGGUCCUAGAAUUUAUGACUAACAUAAACCUCUUACAUAAGAAGAAGCACUAGAAAGUUUAUUUUGAAAAACUUUAUCCUUGUCUGCCUUCUGUUUUCUAAAAGGACUUCUGUAUAUUUUUAACUUUUGCUUUUCUUCAUGCAUAAAGCAUUAUAUCCAGUGAUAGUUUAAAAAGAGUAAAGUUUUAGUGUAAGUCACCUUAAUCAAAGUGCCAGUAAUGUGGCAUUACACACACUUUGACGUAAUACCUAGAAUCUUGGCCCUAAAUUAUUCUCCUGCUUUGUCGCUUUUUUCAGCACUAUUUGUGGUAUCAUUUCACAAAUAGAAUUUUUUUUUUCUGAGUUUAUACUCAGGAUUGAUAUGAUCCCUGAAAAGAAUUUUGCUUGUCUUGCAGAUGCUGUCUCAAGCAAAUAUUUAACCUAUUCACUUUAUAGUUUAAUCACCCAUUAAGUGUAGCUUUGGCAAAGUUCAAUGACUAAAAUUUGGCAAAGUUCAAUGACUAAAAGUUCUCUCCUUAACUGUUCUAAUGAUAUAUUUAGUUAUAGUAUUGUCAGGCCUGCAGAAAGCUAUAAAUCUUAACAGCCAAAAGAAGGUUGAAUAUCUGUGGAUGAGUGUAUGUGUCUAUGUAUAUAUGUAUGUGUGUAUAUAUAUAUAAGACAGAUACAAAGAUCGAGUCAAGGAUUUCUCCCAUAAGUUUCUCUUAUGGCCAAUAUACUUUUGAGCUAAUAACACUGAGUUACUCUCUGCUUGUUUUUCCAUAGUUGGAAUAUUUGAGAAGAUAUUGAAAAUAUAUAUCUCUGUAAUAUAAUUUUCUGCUUGCACAAAAUCUACCGUUCGUUUAUAUCUGCCAAUUAAAAAGACUUCAGUGUAGCCAUUACAUUUGGCUUUAUGUUUAAGAACAAUCAUCAAAAACUAAAUUCCAUAAUUCAUAGUUGCAUAAAAAUAUAUGCAGAGGGACUCUGUCAAAGGUGGUUUUCCUGAAUGGUGAAAUUAUGGAUAUUUUUAUUUUAAUUCUACUUUUCUGUAUUUUUUUUUCAGUGAGCCAUGUGUUAUUUUCCCAAAAAAAAAACACAACGGGAAAUGUUUUUUAAAGAUUUAAAAUGAACUGAAUAGUAAGCACUUAUAUAUAUAUAGUAACUCUUGUAAAGUCGGUUUUAUUACCAAACAUCAGAACGUAGUUUGGAGCUCUUUGAUCUACUAGUUCUCUUACGUAUGUGAUUGGGUGAAGGCAGAAGUGAUGAUGGCUUUUUCUUCUGGUGUUUUCAUUGUGUAAUGUGGUGUGGUGGUGAAGAGCAGGGGCUCUGCAGUCGCUUGGUACCCCUCAUGGGGUUGGUUUAAGGAUUCAAUGAAAUUGUGUUUGUAAAGCAUUUAGUAAUUAAUGAAACUGCUAGUUAUUGCCUCAGUUAAUAGUAAUGAUAAUUUAUGACCAUAAACACAUGGCUUGACAUGUUUAUUGCAACUUCAAUUUCUAAAGGAAACUGUUUCUCUACCAACUAUUUGAUAUGUUAAUACUGUCCAUAGAGUUGGGAUUCAAGACGAGAAAUACAGUUGCAUAAUAAAGCAUAUUACUAUUUUAUAAACGAUAUUAUUUAUAAAGAAGCAUACCUACGGGUUUAUUAAAAUUUUUUAAAAAGACCUUCUGGAACUAUGAAUAAUAAACUUCCUCGAGAGGCUCCAGACAUACUCAUCCUGAGUCACAUUCCUAUACUAUACUCUGGUGGUGCUUCACAAAAUCUUCCAAGUGCCUUCAUGCAUUUUUGCCUCAUGAGCUUCAGAGUAACCUUAUGAAUCAGACAAGUAGAUGUUAUGUCCGUUUUACAGAUGAGGAAACAGCUUUAGAAUGUUGGUGACAUGUGUAAUGAUCAGAGCUCCAAGAAUAAUGCCUGAUGCUAAGCAGGGCCUGGCAUAAACAGUUGCUCAGCCAAUUUUGUUGAAUGAUUGAAGGAUGAAUAGUGAGUGAUGGGUCUUUUAUUUGAACACAGGUCUCCUGAUUCCUAGCUCUACUCCUAGAUGUAGAGUAAAAACAAACUGCAGAAUAAAAGACUUACUCUCUUUUCUGAAUGCUUUUUAAGCCUUUGCAGUAUUUAAAUAAAGUAAUAAGAAUAGCUAAAUUUGUUGAGUGCUUACUAUGUGCCUGGCACUUUUCUAAGUGGUUUAUAUGUAUUAACUAUUUAAUCCUCACACACCUUAUGAGGGAGGUACUAUUUUUUCUUAUUUCCCUGCUGAGGAAACUGAGACUCAAAGUUCAGUUAUAAGCAGUUACACACGCGUAAUCAAGAUCACGCAUUUAGGAAAUGGCCCAGCCUGGAUGAGUCUGCUCCACAACCAUGCUACAUUGCCUCAAAGCAGUUUUCUUAAAAACAUAAAUCUUUCAUAGUUAUAUAUAGUAACUAUUCAAUCCAAAGAACCAAACAAGUCCUAGUGAUGAUUGUUUUUGAAAUUUAAAUUAAAUCCAUUUAAUUACAUUAGCCUUUUGGACUUUUCAUUAUACAUGCUUAUCCUUCAGGGUUUGGAACAGUCUGUAUAAUUGUUUCCCAAAAGAUUUUGUGUAACAUUCUUUGUUAAAUUCAGAUUUUAUCCAGAGUUUUUCUUGGCACAUGGGUGUAUUAAAGAAUUAAAUAGCUUUUCAGUGUCAGUUCCAACAAUGCUAUUUUUAAUUGGUCUUCAAAAGGUAAUUAUAAGACCUUGUCAUAAAGUGUAACUGAAUUCUUAGGGACAGGACUGUCUCAGACCCUGAAAAACUUAUUCAUAUUUAAGAAAAUUUUGUUUUAAUAACCAAAGUGAGCUCUAGGGACAUAAUAUUUGGCCAAUCUGUUAACACACAUAAAGUCCUCUGCUUACUUGCUUUAUAAAUAACACUGAGGUAUGUGGACCCUCCACAGUGACUUAAAUAUAUGCAAUUCUAUUGUAGUAAAGUUUUCACCAGGUCAGCCUAUUAUUCCAGCUUUAGGUACUACUAAAAGGAGUGAAGUAAGAUGCUAUGUACUACUGAUUAUGAUUCAUGAUCAUCUAGGUACAAGAAUGUAAACAUCUUUUCAUUGUUAAAUAGUUUGCUGACUUAAAUAACGUUAUUAGAAUUUGUUAUGAAAUCUCAUUCCUGAAAUCCAUAAGGAAAUGUACAUCAACUUAAAAAUGUAAUAAUAAUGUCGUACUUUAGAAAUAGAAUUCACUGUUAAUCACUAAGAUUUCCUCCUUUUUCUCCUCCUAUGGCACAUACAUAGUUUAUUUUAAUGAAGAAUUCUCACGAAUAUAAGUCACUAUAUUAUCCUGAAUAAUUAAGUUUGCUUUUUUCCCAUCUCCUUGCAAUAGGGUAGUAUAAAGAAUGCUAUUAAAAGUUAGCGACUUGCCUAAUCUGCCUAUAUACCAUGACGGACAAACCUUUCACAUAGCAGACGGCAGGUUAGACUAGCUGCUUCUGGCUCUCAGGCUGCCCGUCUGACCACAGAGGGCCUGGGCAAGGUGGAGCAGAACGCAGCGCUGGUCAGCUCCUCUGACUGCACCCCUUCCAUGUCUUAGCGUGCUGAUUUGGUUUAAUUAUCUUCAAAGGUUAGAGUUGGAAAAUGAAAACCCUAGAUACUUGUUGUGGAAUGUUUGCCUAGUUAUUAUACUUAUUCAUUGUUUGGUGUGUCCCUCUUCUUCGCUGGCGUGUCACUCGCAAGUGUACCAAAGGACGUUUUGUUCUGUUGAAAGCCCAAGACCAAAAGGAAAGAAUCGCAAGUAUUUCCGGAUAUGCUUCCCAUAUACUAAAAAGCACUAAACAAGCACAAAGGAGCGCUGAACAACCAUAGCCUCAAAAGCAUUUUUGUAACUGUCAGGGCAUGGUAUGAAUUCUUGCCCUUUACCAGCAACUUAGAGACCUGCUGUUUUUCAGUCAUGCAGAGUUAAGCAAAACUGUCAGAUUUUUUUAAUGUUGCAAAUUUGAAGCUAUGUAGAUGGACAAACAGGAUUUAUUACCUUUUGCUUUUAAUACACUUGGUUACG
This is a messenger RNA of Diceros bicornis minor, 8498 nucleotides long. RefSeq names its product NHL repeat containing 2 (gene NHLRC2). Bases 208 to 2388 code for a protein of 726 amino acids. The transcript is spliced from 11 exons. The record is from RefSeq and is a predicted model, not a curated record. NCBI's taxonomy places the organism in Eukaryota, Metazoa, Chordata, Mammalia, Perissodactyla, Rhinocerotidae. Gene Ontology annotation, molecular function: protein binding.